AACCAAAAAUAAUUUUAAAAAGGUCCUCCUUCCCCUUUAUUCGCAGUCUGCUUCUGCUUCUGAUCAUCAUCGCUGUCCGAUCCGAUUCCUGUCGAAGGAAUUCGGACAUGGCGGUCGCUGGAGAUAAGCUCCGGAUAUCGAUGGCUCUCGCCAGAUGCCUGAGACGGAGGAUAAUCGGCGAAUCCCGCAGAUGUUUCACUACGACGGAGGGCCACCGUCCCACCAUCGUCCACAAGCGUAGCCUUGACAUCCUCCACGAUCCUUGGUUCAACAAGGGAACUGCCUUCUCAAUGACUGAGAGGGACCGUCUUGACCUGAGGGGGCUCCUUCCUCCGAAUGUCAUGUCCCCUGAGCAGCAAAUCGAGCGCUUCAUGGCGGACCUCAAGAGGCUUGAGGAGCAAGCAAGGGAUGGACCCUCUGACCCUAAUGCUCUGGCUAAGUGGCGUAUCCUUAACCGUUUGCAUGACCGCAAUGAGACCAUGUACUACAAGGUUUUGAUUGCCAACAUCGAGGAAUACGCGCCUAUAGUGUAUACUCCCACGGUCGGUCUCGUCUGCCAAAACUAUAGUGGUCUGUUUAGGAGGCCAAGGGGAAUGUAUUUCAGCGCUGAGGAUCGUGGAGAAAUGAUGUCUAUGGUUUACAACUGGCCAGCUGAACAGGUCGAUAUGAUAGUUGUUACUGAUGGAAGCAGAAUUUUGGGUCUUGGGGAUCUAGGGGUUCACGGAAUUGGGAUCGCUAUAGGCAAGCUUGAUCUAUAUGUUGCUGCAGCCGGAAUAAAUCCCCAGCGGGUACUCCCUGUCAUGAUUGACAUUGGAACUAACAAUGAAAAACUCCUCAAGGAUCCCUUGUACUUGGGGCUGCAACAACAUCGUUUAGAUGGUGAUGACUAUCUUUCAGUGAUUGAUGAAUUCAUGGAGGCUGUGUUUACUCGCUGGCCAAAUGUUAUUGUGCAGUUUGAGGAUUUCCAGAGCAAAUGGGCUUUCAAGUUACUGCAGCGUUAUAGAAGCACCUACAGAAUGUUUAAUGAUGAUGUCCAGGGAACUGCUGGGGUUGCGAUUGCUGGUCUUCUUGGAGCUGUAAGAGCACAGGGAAAACCAAUGAUUGACUUUCCGAAGAUGAAGAUUGUUGUUGCUGGCGCUGGAAGUGCAGGAAUAGGUGUUUUAAAUGCCGCGAGGAAGACGAUGGCUAGGAUGUUGGGGAAUACCGAAACUGCUUUUGAUAGUGCACGAAGUCAGUUUUGGGUUGUUGAUGCACAGGGUCUUAUUACUGAAGGACGAGCCAGUAUUGAUCCGGAGGCACUGCCAUUUGCUAGAAAGGUUAAAGAAAUUGAGCGUCAGGGACUAAAGGAAGGUGCAAGUCUUGUUGAAGUGGUACGGCAAGUGAAGCCUGAUGUGCUUCUCGGGUUAUCUGCAGUUGGAGGAUUAUUCUCAAAGGAGGUUUUGGAAGCAAUGAAAGGUUCAACAUCGACAAGACCUGCUAUUUUUGCAAUGUCCAACCCCACAAAAAAUGCUGAAUGCACUCCACAAGAGGCCUUCUCUGUUUUAGGCGACAAUAUCAUCUUUGCGAGCGGAAGCCCUUUUAAGAACGUAGAUUUCGGGAAUGGACACGUGGGGCAUUGCAACCAAGGGAACAAUAUGUACCUCUUUCCUGGUAUUGGACUUGGCACUCUCCUAUCUGGUUCUCCAAUCGUAUCUGACGGGAUGCUUCAGGCUGCAGCUGAGUGCCUAGCGGGAUACAUGAGUGAAGAGGAGGUGCUGAAAGGGAUAAUAUAUCCUCCGAUAUCGAGGAUAAGGGACAUAACAAAAAGAAUAGCUGCUGCGGUCGUGAAAGAAGCAAUAGAGGAGGACCUUGCCGGCGGCUACAGGGAAAUGGACGCUCGUGAGCUUCUCAGGCUUAACCAUGAGGAGAUCCUCGAGUACGUGGAAAACAACAUGUGGAGUCCCGAGUACCCGACUUUGGUCUACAAAGAUGACUAGGAAUGGGUGGUGCUGCUUUUUUUACUUUUUCACAUUUUUAUUGCCAAGGAUGAAAAUAACUCUAUUCCUCUCACUUUGUAAAAUUUGGUCCCAACCUCCACCUCUCCUUCUGCAUUUCCUCAUAAAUAUCAUAUAGUUCACGUAAACAAAUUUAUUUGAUAGAAGUUUCUCUAUAUGCUA
Tarenaya hassleriana is the source of this 2156-nucleotide messenger RNA. Its product is annotated as NAD-dependent malic enzyme 1, mitochondrial. The coding region runs from base 108 to 1976 and encodes 622 amino acids. The transcript has 19 exons. Gene Ontology annotation, molecular function: NAD binding; malate dehydrogenase (decarboxylating) (NAD+) activity. Gene Ontology annotation, biological process: malate metabolic process; pyruvate metabolic process. The record is from RefSeq and is a predicted model, not a curated record. Lineage: Eukaryota; Viridiplantae; Streptophyta; Magnoliopsida; Brassicales; Cleomaceae. Gene Ontology annotation, cellular component: mitochondrion.